Molecule: messenger RNA, 1616 nt
Organism: Camponotus floridanus (Florida carpenter ant)
Lineage: Eukaryota; Metazoa; Arthropoda; Insecta; Hymenoptera; Formicidae
Product: ataxin-2 homolog
Exons: 5
Coding region: 109-1371 (420 amino acids)
Source: RefSeq, a predicted model, not a curated record
CGUCGUCGAAAGGUUCCUUUUACGUGGCCGACUAUAAAGUUGUUCUGGUAACCGCGCGCCCGUCUCAGAAACACUCCACCCUCGAAGGAAUCGACCAGCUUUCUCGUCAUGAAAUUGCAUAUUUUAUUAUGGAUGGCACUUCCUAUGUGCCUGGCUGAAUUCACAAUCCAGGGGCCUAGUGACGGGCAUCGACGGGCUCAGGGUCUUAAGUUCAGUGAGGAGAAAGGAAUUGAAUACACAGAUGCAAGCGAAGGAGGAGGUCCUGGAGACUUCACUAUUCAAGGGGCGACCGACGGUAACAGCAAUUUUCAGAUUCAAGGUGCUACGGAUGGGCAUUCGAACUUUGAAAUUCAAGGACCCACGGACGGUGGAGCGGCUACCUAUAUACAACCUUCUUCAAUACAAGGGGCGACCGAUGGACACAGCCAGUCUCUAAUUCAAGGACCUUACGAUGCUAAUCAAGCUAACGCUAAGGCGCUCCAAUACAACGAUCCUAGUGGUUACAGAGUAAACUGGAGAUCAUACGAUCGUCAAUCACGUCCGCAAGCGCAGGAGGAAUCGUAUGUAACGCAAGCCGCUGCACCAAUUCAACAUCGACAACGAGCACAUCGGCCACAAUCGCCACCGCAGCCGCAACCGCAACCGCAGCCGCAGCCGCAAGCGGAGGUCGCUCCACACUACAGACCUUAUUCCAAUGCACCACAACAAAUUCAGCAACUGCUGCAGUUCCAACAGCAGAUUCCAUACAUCAACGUAAUUCCGGAACCAUACAGAUUCGACGAGGCAGCCGCGGUACGGGCUCAGUCCGAGCAAGUCCGAGAACAUCUCCGGCAAUUAGCCCAGGAAGCUGCGGCUAAACCCGCACCUCCACCGGAACCAGCGCCCACAUAUGCACCGGAGCGACGAAAGUCUCCGCGCCCUCAAACAAGAAGCAAACGUCAAACGCAUCCUCAACAACAGCAGCAGUACAACAGGAUAUCCCAGCCGCCGGCGGAACCGCAGCCGCAAUAUUCGACCAAUCUGCCACCUCAUCUACAGGAAUUACUUAAGUACCAGGCACAGAUACCGUACAAUAUCAUCGCCAAUCAGAUCACGUACCGUCCGGAUAAACCAUAUGUGCCGCAUCCUGUGGAUCCGCCACAGCAACCGCAACAGCAACCGCAGGUACAACAAGCGCAGUAUCAAGGUCAGGGUGGCGCCUAUCAGACUCAGGGUGGCGCUUAUCAGACUCAGGGUGGCGCUUAUCAAACUCAGGCUAGUUCAUACACGCAGGCUCAGAUACCCGCGUAUAAUCCGGGCCAACAAUAUCAGCAGGCCGGAUAUAAUCAACCACAGCCUGGCGUACGACCCGUUACCGAGAAUCAGUACUGAUUCAUCGGCUGCAUACGGUGAUUAUUUUGUUUUUAUUGGAGAGAAGUGGAAACUCAAUUCUAGUAGGAGACCGAAUUGUAAUUUGUAAUGCAAACUAUAUAUCUGAAGUUUAUAAUUAUUUAUAAUUAUUGGCAGAAGAGAUUUUUUAAAUCAAUUUUGAAGUAGAGCAAAAAAUUAUUUUUAUUUCGGAAAUGCAUUUGUUAGUUUGAAAAGAAUUAUAAAGAAAAAGUUAUGCAACAAAUGAU